AUUGAGUGACAACAAUAUUUAGAUUGAACACUCGUAGGCUGAAUUUAAUCCUAGCACUAAUGAUAGGGGUAGUCCUGGAGAAGGGUCUGUGUUCGACCAAGGUCACUCUCCCUCUCUUGCUCCAAUCUGCAAAAAUAAUGCUGUAAAUCUGUUUCCAAUAUUAAAGUUCUGGAUAUAGGUUAAAAUAUACUUCGUCAUACAGAAAACGGCCACGCCACAAGGAUGCCUACUGUUCAUAAAGAGAUGUGUGCUGGAUGUCAGAGGGCAAUCGAAGAUAGAUUUCUACUGAAAAUCAUGGACAAUUCCUGGCACGAACAUUGUGUUUUAUGCUCCAUUUGCCAAAUGCCUUUAACCGGAAGUUGUUUUGCAAGGAAUCGGAAGUUCUAUUGCAAGUUAGAUUAUGAAAAAUUAUUCCGGGUGAUGUGUAAUGGAUGUGGUAUGUUCGUGUCUCCUAGCGAGCUGGUGAUGCGAGCCCAGGGAUACGUAUACCACCUACAGUGUUUCAUGUGUAUUGAGUGUGGUCAGCAACUCCAGAAAGGUGACCAGUUUGUCGUGAGAGAUGGUCAACUGUUUUGUAGGCUGGAUUACGAAAAAGAGUUUCACAUGCUGCCUCUUAGUCCGAAAAGUGACGACAGUGAGAGUUAUGAAGAUGGAGAAAGUGAUGGGGGAAAACAUCCGAAGCGACCAAGAACUAUACUCACAACCAGCCAGCGGCGGAAAUUCAAGGCAGCGUUCGAGCUGAAUCCAAAGCCUUGCAGAAAGGUGCGCGAACAACUAGCGGCAGAGACAGGACUCAGUGUACGAGUAGUACAGGUGUGGUUUCAGAACCAGCGAGCUAAGGUGAAAAAGCUAGCUAGAAGACAGAGCCAGGACGGGAAUGGAAACAAGAAUGGAAACGGAAAUAAAAACAAACACAAUGAAAACAAAAAAGACAACAAAUCCGACUCAAAGUCUGACUCUAAGGACGAGGAUACUGAUCAAGAUUGUCUUACCAGACUUGGGGACGAUGAAUCUAUUGGAUCGCUGAUAUCAGAAAACCGUCACCAUGGCAACGCAGAGCAAAUAUCGCCACUUCCUGCCAGCGAAUAUCAAGCGUCACCGUAUGACGACCUAGAUCUUCCUGGGGGAGCUCGGCAUUCUAUGGAGGAGUGUCUGGAUCAUAUGUUCAACGGGGAAACGACAGGUCAUUCAACACUAGACUCAAGUGGGGUACCAAACCCUAUCGACAAACUGUACUCAAUGCAGAAUUCGUACUUCAGUGUGGAGUGAGGAACGGAGGAGUGCAUCAUAUUUAUCUCGUCUUCUUCAUCAUCGAAGCCUGACAGUAUCUCCAUCACCUGUUUGUUUGUGACCCAUUUAAUCUAUUAGGUUACGGCGACAUACUUUUUUUUGUGAAUGGGUGUAUAGAAUCGGUUACGGUUUGAAUACCUGACGCGCGAUUCUAAACUCUAUUAGUGAUAUUCCAAUUAAAUCAGUGUUUUGAUCAGUGCAAUUUGUAUUUUACGACUUUAAGACCCCGUGUCAUCGUAUAUACAGAACUUUGGGGCAGUAUGUCGGUAUUGUACUGUACUGUAGUGUAGCUAUAUGUUACCGCCCAUUUCUUGUGACAUGCGUUUAUUUUAUUAGCUGUCUGAAAAAAAAUCUCCGAUUUUGCAACAUAUACAGGGGGACACACGCCAUACCCAGAUACACUCAUUUCUGUGAGAGAUGUGAUUCUUCACCUUCUCAGCAGGGUGUGAAUUUAGACAAUUAUUCGGGGUUUUUUGUAAGUAGUUAUUCCAAAUAAUGAAUAACUGUAAAAGUUAGCCUUGCUGGCUGUAACACAGGUUUCCUGGGAUGAGUAUUAAAAACUGUACUAUGCCUUGUCGUGGAUACAUACCACGACUGUAUGAAACAUUCCCUGAGAUACGUAUCUCACCUGUACCAUACUUUCCCGGAGGUAAAUAUUACAACUAUACCACACCUUCUACGGAAUGUAUAUAAUGAAUUACUACACAUUAAAUAUUACAACUAUACCACACCUUCUACGGAAUGUAUAUAAUGAAUUACUACACAUUAAACACAUACGAUACAAUUAUAUAAAGUACUGUACAUACUAACUUUGUUCAAAGAAAAACAAAAGUGUCCCUCUCAGUGAAUUCCUGCAUGCCAUAUACAUUUGAACAUUCCUGGUUGUUUUACAUAUUAUUUUUGUUGCAAACAUUUGUGUUUAUUAAUCACAUAUUUACAUUUUCGUAUCACGUGAUCUAUCGAUAAAUAUUACAUCUACUGAAACGUGGCAGUACCUAUUAACUUCAUGCAUACUGAUAAUGUACGUACACAGAUAUGUAAUUUUGCUAGCAAACAUAUUUUAAUCCGCCCCGUCUCCCACUUCCCCCCGUCUGACAUUGAUGACAUUUCUAAUACGAUGCAAAUGUUCUAGAAAUGCUUAAAUAGGCGAAGUUCAUUUGUCAUUCAAAUGAUACCUCAUUCAAUUCCGGAUAGGAUAGGAUUUUGUCUGUGAAUAUAGCUUAAAUAUAUU
This is a messenger RNA of Pecten maximus, 2521 nucleotides long. RefSeq names its product LIM homeobox transcription factor 1-alpha-like. The coding region runs from base 223 to 1269 and encodes 348 amino acids. The record is from RefSeq and is a predicted model, not a curated record. Gene Ontology annotation, cellular component: nucleus. NCBI's taxonomy places the organism in Eukaryota, Metazoa, Mollusca, Bivalvia, Pectinida, Pectinidae. Gene Ontology annotation, biological process: neuron differentiation; regulation of transcription by RNA polymerase II. The transcript is spliced from 9 exons. Gene Ontology annotation, molecular function: RNA polymerase II transcription regulatory region sequence-specific DNA binding; DNA-binding transcription factor activity, RNA polymerase II-specific.